Messenger RNA from Nerophis ophidion (straightnose pipefish), 1567 nucleotides. RefSeq names its product developmentally regulated GTP binding protein 2 (gene drg2). Gene Ontology annotation, molecular function: GTP binding; GTPase activity. The coding region runs from base 289 to 1383 and encodes 364 amino acids. Gene Ontology annotation, cellular component: cytoplasm. The record is from RefSeq and is a predicted model, not a curated record. Gene Ontology annotation, biological process: cytoplasmic translation. NCBI's taxonomy places the organism in Eukaryota, Metazoa, Chordata, Actinopteri, Syngnathiformes, Syngnathidae. The transcript is spliced from 13 exons.
CGUCAGUUCAACACACGGCGGGGAGAAGAAGAGGUGCCCGCAGUGCUGAGAAGAAGCAUGUCGAACAGGAGAAGAUCACACAUUUAAGUCUUAAUGUCUGACACUUUCUGCAUUUUAAGCUGCCUACGCCGCGCCCUCUGAAUGCUGGUCCUCAGUUUAAUGAAGCGUCUUUUAAUCCCCGGCCAGUUGUUCCAAUCCACUCGCUUGUCUUCUGUGUUGCGGUUUAGCUAAGCGGCUAAAAGUCUAAAAGUGACACGUUAGUUGUCGUCCUCGCACACAAACUUCAUCAUGGGCAUUCUGGAGAAAAUUGCAGAAGUCGAGAGAGAAAUUUCCCGGACGCAGAAAAACAAAGCCACCGAGUACCACCUGGGUUUGCUGAAGGCCAAGUUAGCCAAGUACCGAGCUCAGCUGCUGGAACCCUCCAAGUCAGCGGGGGCCAAAGGAGAAGGCUUCGAUGUCAUGAAAUCUGGAGAUGCUCGUGUUGCUCUUAUUGGUUUCCCCUCUGUGGGUAAGUCCACCUUCCUCAGCUUGAUGACAGCAACGGCCAGUGAAGCAGCCUCCUAUGAGUUCACCACCCUCACCUGCAUACCAGGGGUCAUUGAGUACAAAGGGGCCAACAUCCAGUUGCUGGAUUUGCCAGGGAUCAUUGAGGGUGCCGCCCAAGGUAAGGGUCGGGGUCGCCAAGUCAUUGCUGUUGCCCGGACAGCAGAUGUUGUCAUCAUGAUGUUGGACGCCACCAAAGGUGACGUGCAAAGGGAACUUUUAGAAAAAGAGUUGGAGUCGGUGGGCAUCAGGUUGAACAGGCUUAAACCCAAUAUAUAUUUUAAGCAAAAGAAAGGCGGCGGCCUCUCCUAUAACUCCACAGUUCCUCUCACACACUGCUCUGAGAAGCUGGUUCAGCUCAUCCUUCAUGAAUACAAAAUCUUUAAUGCGGAAGUCCUCUUCAGGGAGGACAGCACGCCAGACGAGUUCAUCGACGUCCUCGUCGGCAACCGAGUUUACAUGCCUUGUCUAUACGUGUACAAUAAGGUGGAUCAAAUCUCCAUCGAGGAGGUGGACCGCCUGGCUCGCAGACCUCACAGUGUUGUCAUCAGUUGUGGGAUGAAGCUCAACUUGGAUUAUCUUCUUGAGACGCUUUGGGAAUACCUGGCUUUGAUUUGCAUCUUUACCAAGAAAAGAGGAGAGCGUCCAGAUUUCAACGACGCCAUCAUAAUGAGGAGAGGCGCCAGCGUGGAACAUGUGUGUCACCGGAUCCACAGAACCUUAGCAAGCCAUUUCAAGUAUGCUCUGGUUUGGGGCACCAGCACCAAGUACAGUCCUCAGAGGGUGGGCCUGACGCACAUCAUGGAGCACGAGGACGUCAUCCAGAUUGUCAAGAAGUGAACCCUUGGAGGUGUGGCACUCUUUACUUCCAACUAAACGUGUGUGUACAGCCAUGCAUCUCUUUACAUCAUUUUUAACACAGCAGUUCUGAGUUGGACCAACCUUCAUUCGUUUACCUUUUAAUUAUUUCAACAACAUAAAUUGAAGGAGAGAGAUAAAAAUGAAUAAAAUGCAGAUGACUGUG